AUGAUUGCGACUAUCAGUCUGGUGUUCACCGCCUGACUGAGGAGGUGAAAGUUGCGCCACAGGAAGAUAAACCGCAAAAGACAAUAUUGCACAUGAUUUGCGUGUGCAUCGGAUGAGCUGGAGUGGGGAAAUUCUUAUCCACUGAAAAGUAAAUAGAAAUAGGGACCGGAGUUUGCGUAGCUCACUUAAGUCAGGGAAAUACGUAGCGGAGACAGUUGUUAGGGUGUCUGUGUGUGAUUUCCGAUUCUUGCUCUCUCAGUCGCCUCCGCUGUAGACUGAAGAUGCUCUUGGACGCAGGACCACAGUAUCCGGCGAUUGGAGUGACUACUUUCGGCUCCUCCAGACAUCACUCAACAGGCGAAGUUACAGACAGAGAAGUGGCUUUGGGGAUAAAUCCGUUCGCCGACGGUAUGGGCGCUUUUAAAAUCAACCACAGUUCCCAUGAUCUUGGCUCCGGGCAAGCGGCGUUUUCCUCGCAGGCGCCCGGCUACGCGGCCGCAGCCUUGGGACACCACCAUCACCCCACCCAUGUCAGCUCCUACUCCACCGCAGCUUUCAACUCAACCCGGGACUUUCUCUUUCGGAAUCGAGGCUUCGGAGACGCCACCAGCGCGCAACACAGUCUUUUCGCCUCGGCCGCUGGAAGUUUCGCGGCGCCGCACGGACACUCCGACGCUGCUGGGCACCUGCUUUUCCCGGGACUGCACGAGCAAGCGGCGACGCACGCGUCCUCGAACGUGGUGAACAGUCAGAUGCGCUUGGGGUUUUCCGGGGACAUGUACGGUAGGGCCGAUCAGUACGGCCAUGUUACAAGCCCCAGGUCGGAGCACUACGCCUCCACGCAGUUGCAUGGCUAUGGCCCCAUGAACAUGAACAUGACUGCUCACCACGGGGCCGGGGCCUUUUUCCGUUACAUGAGACAACCGAUCAAACAAGAGCUCAUCUGCAAGUGGAUUGAACCGGAGCAACUAACUAACCCGAAAAAGUCAUGCAACAAAACUUUCAGCACCAUGCACGAGCUUGUGACCCAUCUCACCGUAGAACACGUUGGAGGACCAGAGCAGUCGAAUCAUAUCUGCUUUUGGGAAGAGUGUUCCCGGGAAGGAAAACCGUUUAAAGCCAAAUAUAAACUUGUAAAUCAUAUCAGAGUCCACACCGGGGAAAAACCGUUUCCGUGCCCGUUCCCCGGCUGUGGAAAAGUAUUUGCCCGAUCGGAAAAUCUGAAAAUCCACAAACGAACACACACCGGUGAAAAACCAUUUAAGUGUGAGUUUGAAGGCUGUGACAGACGGUUUGCUAACAGCAGUGACCGAAAGAAACACAUGCACGUCCACACGUCAGAUAAGCCAUAUCUGUGCAAAAUGUGCGACAAAUCUUACACACACCCAAGCUCCCUCCGGAAACACAUGAAGGUCCACGAGUCGUCCUCCCAGGGCUCCCAACCGUCCCCAGCAGCCAGUUCGGGUUACGAGUCUUCCACGCCCCCUACAAUCGUCUCUCCAUCCACAGAGAACCAGAGCAGCAGUUCCAUAUCGCCAGCCUCGUCCGCAGUGCAUCACGCCAGCAGUCACAGCGCCCUGUCGUCAAAUUUUAAUGAAUGGUACGUGUAAAUAUUUUCAAAAGACUGCAGAAAUUAAGACUGCUUGGAAAUCAGAGACUCAAAAGUCUGCCCGUUCGCAAGGACCUAAAGAGUGAGAGAAAGCCGAGGAACCUGACGUGUUUGAUAGCCUAAAUGGUUGUAUAGCAGAGAGAACUGCAUGGACGUGGUGUAAGGCCGACAACCAACUUAACUUUCCCCCAAUAUACACACAUAUAUAUUUUAUUACUUUGUUUUUGAUUUUUUAAUUUCUUUUUUAUUUUUAUUCUUUUUUUAAUUUUUUAAUGAGCCUGCACACGGAGAUCAAUCGCAUGCUACCAGCAGGUUAAAGCCCUGUUUUUGUACAUAAAGAUUUACCUAGUUUAAAAUGUAAUAUUUUAUUUUGUAAAUAGUCAUAAUACAGUUUAAGGGAAUUUGUGAAAAUGUGGUCCCUAGAUAUAUGGAAAAUGAGAUGGCUUUACGAAUAUUGCGAUGAUUAGUCUUGACUGAAAAGAAUGUUAUAGUUAAUGUGUACCAAAUGUGAAUUACUCAGUAUUAUACCGUCUACACGUUUACCUAACCGACAAUUAGUAUUAUUGUGCUUUUGUAUCCAGUGCAGCAUUUCGUCUGAAGUCCAGUCUGAGUAGCACAGUUGUUGUUAUUUAAUGUCAUGUCGAUAAAUUGUGUAGUGAAAGCCUGAAACUCCGUGUCGAUCUUGUUUAUGUAAGUGAUCAAAUAUAAAACUAUCUGUCUAUUACAAUGCCAAUUGCAGGAAAUUAUUAAUUGUAUAUAGUCCAGUUUUCCAUAUUUAUCGGCAUGUAAAGGACCGGUAACUCAUGUUAGAGAUAGGUCUAAACGGUAUUUAUGGAGAAAUUCGUUGGUAGGGUAUGUAAAAUUUAGUUUUCAAAAUAAUGUUUGGUUACAUUUCGUACAAUAUUAAAGAAUUAAACGUACAACAAAA
This is a messenger RNA of Electrophorus electricus (electric eel), 2537 nucleotides long. RefSeq names its product zic family member 1 (odd-paired homolog, Drosophila) (gene zic1). Gene Ontology annotation, cellular component: nucleus. The record is from RefSeq and is a predicted model, not a curated record. Gene Ontology annotation, biological process: regulation of transcription by RNA polymerase II. NCBI's taxonomy places the organism in Eukaryota, Metazoa, Chordata, Actinopteri, Gymnotiformes, Gymnotidae. Gene Ontology annotation, molecular function: RNA polymerase II cis-regulatory region sequence-specific DNA binding; DNA-binding transcription factor activity, RNA polymerase II-specific.